CACCCUCUGGCCGUUUCCCGGCUGAAGUGAGUCGGUAGUAGCGAUGGCGGGUCUGACUGACGUGCAGCGGCUGCAGGCCCGAGUGGAAGAGCUGGAGCGCUGGGUGUACGGGCCGGGCGGGGCGCGCGGCUCGCGGAAGGUGGCUGACGGCCUGGUCAAGGUACAGGUGGCUGACGGCCUGGUCAAGGUACAGGUGGCUUUGGGGAACAUUGCCAGCAAGAGGGAGAGGGUGAAGAUUCUCUACAAAAAGAUUGAAGAUCUGAUCAAGUACCUGGAUCCUGAGUACAUUGACCGCAUUGCCAUACCUGAUGCUUCUAAGCUGCAGUUCAUCUUAGCAGAGGAGCAGUUUAUCCUCUCCCAGGUUGCACUCCUGGAGCAGGUGAAUGCCUUGGUGCCCAUGCUGGACAGUGCUCACAUCAAAGCCGUUCCUGAGCAUGCCGCCCGCCUGCAGCACUUGGCCCAGAUCCACAUUCAGCAGCAGGACCAGUGUAUGGAGAUUACUGAGGAGUCCAAGGCUCUCCUGGAGGAAUACAACAAGACUACAAUGCUUCUAUCCAAGCAAUUUGUGCAGUGGGAUGAGCUACUUUGCCAGCUAGAGGCCGCCAAGCAAGUGAAGCCAGCAGAGGAAUGACAGCUGCACCCCAUCCCAAGGUGGGCCUGGGCAGUCAGGCUCCAGGGCCCUAUGCCAACCUGUCUUUGUUACAAGGCAGAGGAAGCUUUGUAUUUAUUGGAUUCAAGGCCCACCUCUCUACUCAGGUGGAGCUCUAAAGUUGGAGGUCAGGUUACCUGAGGUUUGCAAUUUGCAACACCCCCCCCCCCCCCCCCAUCAGUGUUCUUAUUCCAGUGACAAUAAACCAUAGAGAUGACUGGA
This is a messenger RNA of Piliocolobus tephrosceles (Ugandan red Colobus), 871 nucleotides long. It is a transcript of the gene DCTN3, whose product is annotated as dynactin subunit 3. Bases 44 to 631 code for a protein of 195 amino acids. Gene Ontology annotation, biological process: cytoskeleton-dependent cytokinesis. The record is from RefSeq and is a predicted model, not a curated record. The transcript has 7 exons. NCBI's taxonomy places the organism in Eukaryota, Metazoa, Chordata, Mammalia, Primates, Cercopithecidae. Gene Ontology annotation, cellular component: dynactin complex.